UUCUGGAGACGAACCCGUUUCAUUUUAUUUCUAUUUCAGACUAGUUUACACGGCCUUCUAAUAUUUUUUAUUUAUCAUUUUAACGUUGUAUGCAUAGACUGAAAUUACAUAUUACAGUACAUAAUUUCAAGUUACAUUAUCAUUAACAAGAAGCCACGAAUGGAUAACCCAUUAUUUGUCAAUAAGCAAAAAUUUUCCAUAUGCUGCUGCUUUUUGCUUAUUGCUGCCUUUUUGACUCAAUUAUGUUUCACACAAGGUGAAGCUGUGUCGGCAUAUUGCCACAAGAAGGAUGAUAAUUCGGCCAACUGCAGUUCGCUGAUUAAUAAAAUACAGAAUGAUUCAGCAUGGAUUGCUACUUGCAAGUCUAGUUACUGGAAGAUAUUGAUCAAAUUCACUAACUUGAAUGCAACUAAUUCCAUGUGCAUACAGAUGACCUACAAAUUGUCUUGUCUCAGUCCCGCAGAUAAACAACUUCGAAAAAUGAAAGAAGAAAUUUGUGAAUUAUCAGAUAAUGGCAUUAUAAGAAAAGAUGCAACGCCGAUCAUUACGCAAUAUAAGAAAACCAUCAAUGACCCAAUCUCCAUUGGAAACUAUUCUUCAAUAAUCUGGAGACACGGAAGCAAAGCCAAAUAUCUGGCAACGGCUUUUGUUAAACCAAAUAAAUCAAAAGCAAAAACUUCACUUGCAAACAACGUUAACCUGUACAACGACUUCUUUUUGAGCUCGGAUCUGGAUAUCAUUCUGAUAUCGUUAAUGGAUGAAAACGGUACCAAUGUAAAUGAGUCUGUUUCAUUCAACAUAAACACGCAAAGUGAUAAAUCUGUUGCAGCUCUACCUAGCAGUCACCGCUUCAGCAAAAUUUCAAAAGUUUGCAUGUUCUAUGAUACGGUUUCUACACCUAAACGGUGGUCGGAUAAAACGUGCAAAACUAUUGUUCGAAAUAGCGUGACAUCUUGUCAAUGUGAACACAAUAGUGCCUUUGCUGUUGUAUUUAGCACCCGUAACAUCACUCUUCCUCAAGCUGUAACUACGGCAUCAACCGUGAUAGAAUCAACUUCGAUUGUUUUCCUACUCGUUACUGCAGUAUUGCUUGGAAUAUACCGGAAAAGAAUGAGACAUUUUGACCGCGUUCUCGUGCAAAUCAAUUUAUGUCUGGCACUGUUGCUCACUCAUCUGUUUUUUGUUCUCUCUCCGCUUGCUGUCGAAGUUUCGGCGAUAUGUUACUUUAUGGCAGUUGGGACACACUUUUUCUUGGUAGCAACCGCUGUUUUAAUGGUCAUUGAAGGAUCACUCAUGUUGACUAAAGUUCUCUUUCCGCAUGCAUUUACCGACUCAAGUUCAAAGAAAAAGCGGCGAAUAGUCGGUUUCUGUAUCGCUUGGAUUCUACCAUUAAUAUAUGCUAUUGUUUGCGGGGUAGUAGGAAACAAAGACGGUGGUUAUAUUCCAAAAAUCGCAUCGAGGAAAUCGUUCGAAAAUUGCUGGAUAGCUCCUGAUUAUGGAAAAUAUGUUGUGCUUAUUCCAAUUUGCUUGGCUCUUGGCAUAAACCUACUAAUCGCCACCAGACUGGGAUUAUUAGUAUGGAGAAUGAGUAGAAGCGCUGAAAAAUUCAAGCCUAGCAACCUACGCGAUCAGAAUAAAGCAUCACACGCCGCAAAAGCUCUACGCGCUGUUGUUAUCCUCAUGCCGAUACUAGGUAUACCUUGGAUACUAGGAUUAUUAGUCAACAUUGAGCCACUGGAGGUCGUUUUUGGGUCUAUCCAUGUCGUUGUCAACGGAUUGCAAGGUCUUCUUUUAUUCAUUCACUACGCCCUGUUCAACGAAGAGAUGAGAGGAGCACUGAAAAAGAUGUGGUCUACAAGUGUCUCAGCGCUUCCUACAGUACAUUUUGUAAGCACCAGCAAUACUUCUGUUCCAUCUGCUGCAAAGACAUCCAAGAGCAGAAGCGACUCACAAGCCGGAUUACACGACUAGACUACAGCGUCACGGUGUGGAUUUGGAUGAACAUCACAAUAUCUCAUUGAUUAUAUCAAAAUCUAUUUGCAUAGUAUUAAAACAUGCUGAGCAUGGCACAAGUUUUGACAACAUUUAUCGACAAUAGAUUGUAUGUAUGGUCGUCUAGUAUAGUUUCCCGUCCACACACAGGUUAGCAAAACUUGAAAAAGUCUAUAUUUUAAACCUUUUACAAAAGUACUAUAUUAAUGAAUAUUUUUAUUCUCAUUUCCAGUGAAUUUAAUUUUUUGUGUA
This is a messenger RNA of Styela clava, 2244 nucleotides long. Its product is annotated as putative adhesion G protein-coupled receptor E4P. Gene Ontology annotation, molecular function: G protein-coupled receptor activity. Gene Ontology annotation, biological process: G protein-coupled receptor signaling pathway; cell surface receptor signaling pathway. Gene Ontology annotation, cellular component: plasma membrane. NCBI's taxonomy places the organism in Eukaryota, Metazoa, Chordata, Ascidiacea, Stolidobranchia, Styelidae. The record is from RefSeq and is a predicted model, not a curated record.